AUGAACUUCGCCCCCUAUCAGGACGAAUCGCCCGAGGUAGAGCGCGCGUUCUCUCCGACUCCCGAGAACCGCACCAAGUCCCCCGUCGCCCGAUCGCCUCACAAUUCUCCCCCGAUCCCAGGCCUUGCUUCCGCCGGCGGACUCUCAUCUCCAAACCAAUUCGCAGGAACCGGCCACAUAAACACUAGCGGAUAUGGGAAUACGGCGCAUGGAUACGGAGAUCUGGAGGGCGGAAGAUGGAACCUAGGGGCAUUUGAGACGAGUCUGCCCAUUCGGAUGGACGUUGAAGCUAUGCUGGCAUACCUGCUUCUUCCUCCGGCUGGUGGAGUUUUCCUACUUUUGCUAGAACACAAAAGUGACUAUGUUCGAUUUCACGCAUGGCAGUCAAGCAUGCUGUUUACUGCCAUUUUUGUAAGUUGCGCCUGCAAUUUUCCCUCUAGACAUUAUUCUCAUGUGCUACAGAUAAUCCACCUUAUAUUCUCAUGGUCCAGUUUUCUAUCAUGGAUACUGUUUAUUUGCGACAUUGGGUUGAUCGGUUUCCUCAGCCUGAAAGCCUACCGCGAUGUCGAUACCCUCGAACACUUUGAAGUUCCUAUCUUUGGUCGACUCGCAAACUCAUUUGUCGACAACGAAUAA
Aspergillus puulaauensis is the source of this 636-nucleotide messenger RNA. Its product is annotated as DUF4870 domain-containing protein. The record is from RefSeq and is a predicted model, not a curated record. Bases 1 to 636 code for a protein of 211 amino acids. The transcript has 3 exons. NCBI's taxonomy places the organism in Eukaryota, Fungi, Ascomycota, Eurotiomycetes, Eurotiales, Aspergillaceae.